ACGUGAUACAAUUUGAACUAGAACCAUUCGUUUAUCGGGUGGAGAUGGGUUUAGCGGCACCUUAUUCCGUUGGAACAAGCCUCCCUUCCCUUCAACGCCUUCCUUCCCUGAAACCCCAAAUCUGUAACAAUUAUUCAUCACCUGUUACUGUUAGUUCCCACCGUCAUGCGAAAUGUGCCCUCCAACUUCAACCACAACCACCACCGCCACCACCACCAACUGCAACAGUGGCACCGGACGAGAGCCUCGUGAAGAGAAGAACUGUCAUAGGCCUUCUUGCAUUUGAUGCUGUCCUUGCUUAUUCUUCCUUAAAUUCAUCACCAGCAGCUGAAACUCCUCCAUGUGAAUUUCAAGUCGCACCUUCUGGUCUUGCCUUCUGUGAUAAACUUGUGGGAGCUGGUCCUCAGGCAGUCAAGGGACAACUUAUUAAGGCGCAUUAUGUGGGGAGAUUGGAGAAUGGGAAAGUGUUUGACAGCAGCUAUAAUCGUGGCAAGCCACUAACGUUUCGCGUUGGUGUUGGAGAGGUGAUUAAAGGUUGGGAUGAAGGCAUUAUUGGAGGUGAUGGAGUUCCUCCCAUGCUUGCAGGAGGGAAACGUACCCUGAAGAUUCCUCCAGAACUUGGAUAUGGCUCAAGGGGAGCUGGUUGUCGAGGAGGUUCAUGUAUCAUUCCUCCUGAUUCAGUGCUAUUGUUCGAUGUGGAGUUCGUUAGCCAAGCAUGAUUUUCGAAGCCAUGAGGUGGAAAGUUUCCUUCUUUUCCUUUGGAGUUUAGAGCACAGAUUAUAUAUAGUUGAAAUUUUAAAACAAAUGUUAAAGUUGAAAUUGCUGGAGAAAUUCAUAACUAAGUCAUUAACAUGCUAUUUUAUUGAUUAUCCAACCUUGAUUUCAGUAGCA
Vigna unguiculata (cowpea) is the source of this 891-nucleotide messenger RNA. Its product is annotated as peptidyl-prolyl cis-trans isomerase FKBP13, chloroplastic-like. NCBI's taxonomy places the organism in Eukaryota, Viridiplantae, Streptophyta, Magnoliopsida, Fabales, Fabaceae. Gene Ontology annotation, molecular function: peptidyl-prolyl cis-trans isomerase activity. Gene Ontology annotation, cellular component: chloroplast. The record is from RefSeq and is a predicted model, not a curated record.